UGUCACGGCUCAGUCUUUCUCUCUCUAAACAGCACUCUUUGCCUCUCUCUCUCCCCCCCUUUUCAUCCGCAUUGCUACAACGAUUUGAACUUUUCUGGGUUCAUCAAUGGAGUCCAUUCUGGGAAGAAAGAGCUUCGUGUUUAGAGAGAGAGGGGGAGGGAGUUACAGUGGGGGAGGAGGAGAGAGAGUGGUCUCCGAUUGGUGGAACCAAAUCGAGGACUCCAAAGAAUGGCAACAGAGCAUUUUCUAUGCUCUUUCUGCCGCAUACGCAUUGGUAUCUAUGGUUGCUCUGGUACAACUUGUUCGCAUUCAAUUGAGAGUACCAGAAUAUGGUUGGACAACGCAAAAGGUUUUCCACUUGAUGAAUUUUGUUGUCAAUGGAUUGAGGGCUAUCCUCUUUGGAAGCUACAGGAGCAUCUUUCAUCUCCAAUCAAAAACACUUGAAAUGAUACUUCUGGAUCUUCCUGGUCUUCUAUUCUUUUCAACGUAUACACUACUUGUUUUGUUUUGGGCUGAGAUAUACUAUCAGGCAAGGAGCCUUCCCAUUGACAAACUUAGACCUGCAUACUUUGGUGUCAAUGUACUCGUGUACUUCAUACAGGUGUGUAUCUGGAUUUAUGUAAGACUCAGCCAAAGUCCUGCCGCAGUUGAAAUUUCUAAACUUUUCUUCUCAGUUAUUUCAUUCUGUGCUGCUCUUGGAUUCUUGAUAUAUGGUGGAAGGUUAUUUAUCAUGCUACGACAUUUCCCUAUUGAAUCUAGAGGUCGACAAAAGAAGCUGCAUGAGGUUGGCUCUGUAACAGGAGUUUGCUGCACUUGUUUCUUGAUAAGAUGCUUUAUGGUCGCUCUCUCUGCCUUUAAUGAGAAUGCCAAUGUUGAUGUCCUGGACCAUCCCAUCCUAGAUUUUGUCUAUUACCUGAUAGUGGAGGUUUUUCCGUCUGCGUUGGUGCUCUUCAUCCUCCGAAAGCUGCCACCAAGACGUGUGUCCGAUCACUAUCAUCCCAUUAGGUGAUUCUGGCUGUUCCCUUUUAUCGGCAAUAUUUUAGUGUGGUUUCUAAAGGGUACCAUCAAAUUUGAGAAUCCGGUAUCAGCAACCGUCUUAUCGAGGUGACUUCCAGGCUGAAUUAGGGUGCUCAAAGAAUGUAUUUACAUGUAAAAAAACAGUGUGUCUUGUUAGGUAUGCUUCAAAAUUUCCAAGGAAUGAGAAAAGUUUUGUCACUGAUUAGUUUCAUAAAGAGAAGGGUCUAUGGAGAAACAUGUGGUUGAGCUUGAGCCCAGGAAAAAACCCAUUAAGUGGAACUCUAUUAAUGGAUGGGGCCUAGCAAUGCAACCGCAUGAAUUUACUUGAUACAACUGAUUUUUGACUCUUGGUUGCUUACCACGGAAAAUUAUACACUACCCAAGCGGGUAGCAGUUGUUAAAUACCCCUAACCAAUCACAAUCUUCCAUUUACCUUAAUAAUAGGAAAUGGAAUGUUGUGAUUGGCUGGGGGCAUUUCGUAGCCGUUACUCCCGGGUACCAAAUAGCUUCUCGCUUACUGCUAGUAUUUGAUAACAUUUAUGCUUCUUUUGGUAGGAUGGAAAAAAAAUGAAUGAAAGGGAAAAAAGAAGAUAUGAAUGAAAUAUUCUUAGGGAAGAUAUUAUGUCAUUCUUUCGUUUUGUUUGGUUAGAUAGAAGAGAAGAGAAUAAUAUUAUACUUUAUUUUGUUUGUUAAGAUAGAAGAAAAGAGAAAUUGAUGAUUAUAAGGAAAGU
This is a messenger RNA of Cornus florida, 1748 nucleotides long. Its product is annotated as tobamovirus multiplication protein 1-like. NCBI's taxonomy places the organism in Eukaryota, Viridiplantae, Streptophyta, Magnoliopsida, Cornales, Cornaceae. The record is from RefSeq and is a predicted model, not a curated record. The coding region runs from base 107 to 1009 and encodes 300 amino acids. The transcript is spliced from 12 exons.